Messenger RNA from Apodemus sylvaticus (European woodmouse), 5593 nucleotides. RefSeq names its product zinc finger RANBP2-type containing 1 (gene Zranb1). Gene Ontology annotation, cellular component: cytoplasm; nucleus. The coding region runs from base 230 to 2434 and encodes 734 amino acids. Gene Ontology annotation, biological process: protein deubiquitination involved in ubiquitin-dependent protein catabolic process; protein K29-linked deubiquitination; protein K33-linked deubiquitination. Lineage: Eukaryota; Metazoa; Chordata; Mammalia; Rodentia; Muridae. Gene Ontology annotation, molecular function: cysteine-type deubiquitinase activity; K63-linked polyubiquitin modification-dependent protein binding. The transcript has 11 exons. The record is from RefSeq and is a predicted model, not a curated record.
GGGCCGGGCUCGGCUCGUCGCCGCUGGCCGUGCGGGAGUCGCCGCCGCCGCCGCGGCCGCCGGGCGCCGCGCGUCAGACUGGGAGGAGGAGGAUCCGCGGCCGCCAGGAAUAGCUAUUCACAGUCAGACAGAACCACUUACGUUUUGCAGUAUCUUCCGAGGAAGUCAGAAUCUGAGCCAGCAUGAAGAUUGAAUCUUGUCUUUGGUCUGAUUUACCUUUAUUGUAACCAUGUGCAAGGUGGAGGUUAUAGCAUGGAAACUAAAAUCUUACUUCCUGCCUGACAUAACUCACUUCAAGAAGUACACAAUGUCAGAACAUGGGAUUAAAUGGGCCUGUGAAUAUUGUACGUAUGAAAAUUGGCCGUCUGCAAUCAAGUGUACUAUGUGUCGUGCCCAGAGACCCAGUGGAACAAUUAUUACAGAAGAUCCAUUUAAAAGUGGUUCAAGUGAUGUUGGUAGAGAUUGGGAUCCUUCCAGUACUGAAGGUGGAAGUAGUCCUUUGAUAUGUCCAGACUCUAGUGCAAGACCAAGGGUUAAGUCUUCAUACAGCAUGGAAAAUGCAAAUAAAUGGUCAUGCCACAUGUGUACAUAUUUGAACUGGCCAAGAGCAAUCAGAUGUACCCAGUGCUUAUCCCAACGUAGGACCAGGAGUCCCACAGAAUCUCCUCAAUCCUCAGGAUCUGGUUCAAGACCAGUUGCUUUUUCUGUUGAUCCUUGUGAAGAAUACAAUGAUAGAAAUAAACUGAAUACAAGGACCCAGCAUUGGACUUGUUCUGUUUGCACAUAUGAAAACUGGGCUAAGGCUAAAAAAUGUGUUGUUUGUGAUCAUCCCAGACCUAAUAACAUUGAAGCAAUAGAGUUGGCAGAGACUGAAGAGGCUUCUUCAAUAAUAAAUGAGCAAGACAGAGCUCGAUGGAGGGGAGGCUGCAGUAGUGGUAAUAGCCAAAGAAGAUCACCUCCAACUAUGAAACGGGACUCUGAAGUGAAAAUGGAUUUUCAGAGGAUUGAAUUGGCUGGUGCUGUUGGUACCAAGGAGGAACUUGAAGUGGACUUUAAAAAACUAAAGCAGAUUAAAAAUAGGAUGAAAAAGACUGAUUGGCUAUUCCUCAAUGCCUGUGUGGGGGUUGUGGAAGGUGAUUUAGCAGCCAUAGAAGCAUACAAGUCAUCAGGAGGAGACAUUGCACGCCAGCUUACUGCAGAUGAAGUACGCUUGCUGAACCGGCCUUCUGCUUUUGAUGUUGGCUACACUCUGGUACACCUGGCCAUACGCUUUCAGAGGCAGGACAUGCUAGCGAUAUUGCUUACAGAGGUGUCUCAACAAGCAGCAAAGUGUAUUCCAGCAAUGGUGUGUCCUGAACUGACAGAACAAAUCCGGAGAGAAAUAGCUGCUUCUCUUCACCAGAGAAAGGGGGAUUUUGCUUGCUAUUUUCUGACUGACCUUGUAACAUUUACAUUACCAGCAGAUAUUGAAGAUUUGCCUCCAACAGUUCAAGAAAAAUUAUUUGAUGAGGUGCUUGAUAGAGAUGUUCAAAAAGAGCUAGAGGAAGAAUCUCCAAUUAUAAACUGGUCUUUGGAGUUGGCUACACGUUUGGACAGUAGACUGUAUGCACUUUGGAACCGGACUGCCGGAGAUUGUUUACUUGACUCAGUACUACAAGCUACCUGGGGCAUUUAUGACAAAGACUCGGUGCUUCGGAAAGCCCUGCAUGACAGCCUGCAUGACUGUUCACAUUGGUUUUACACACGCUGGAAAGACUGGGAAUCAUGGUAUUCCCAGAGCUUUGGUUUACAUUUUUCACUGAGGGAAGAACAAUGGCAAGAAGACUGGGCAUUUAUACUCUCUCUAGCUAGUCAGCCUGGAGCAAGUUUGGAACAGACACACAUUUUUGUACUUGCACAUAUUCUUAGACGACCAAUUAUAGUUUAUGGAGUAAAAUAUUAUAAGAGUUUCCGGGGAGAAACUUUAGGAUAUACUCGGUUUCAAGGAGUUUAUCUGCCUUUGUUGUGGGAACAGAGUUUUUGUUGGAAAAGUCCAAUUGCUCUGGGAUAUACAAGGGGCCAUUUCUCUGCUUUGGUUGCCAUGGAGAAUGAUGGGUAUGGCAACCGAGGUGCUGGUGCUAAUCUGAACACUGAUGAUGAUGUCACCAUCACAUUUUUGCCUCUGGUUGACAGUGAAAGGAAGCUCCUCCAUGUGCAUUUCCUUUCUGCUCAGGAGCUAGGUAAUGAGGAGCAGCAAGAGAAACUGCUCAGAGAGUGGCUGGACUGCUGUGUGACUGAAGGGGGAGUUCUAGUGGCCAUGCAGAAAAGCUCUCGGCGGAGAAACCACCCCUUGGUCACACAAAUGGUAGAGAAAUGGCUUGACCGCUACAGACAGAUCCGGCCUUGUACAUCCCUGUCUGAUGGAGAGGAAGAUGAGGAUGAUGAGGAUGAAUGAAAACAAACACCUAGGAGAAAGAAAGACCAAGGCAUCAGGUCCGAGGUGGCCCCAAACUUAGUGUGGUAUCCUAAGCAGAAUAUGCAGCAUGGAGUGAGCCAUACCCUGCCGGAUCUGCUCCCAAGUUAUCUUCCUGUUCCACACUCACUGAGGAGAAUUGAGUGCAUCUGCAUGAGGAGAUGGAGAACUUUGGUUGAACUACAGUUUGUAAAAAAGGAAAAAAAAAAAAAAAAGAAAAAAGAAAAAAAUAACCUAAUUUUAUUGACAGAACUUUUAUUUCUUUCAAAUUGUAAAUCUGUCUAUGAAUGUAACGCAUGUGGUUGUUUAAGAAGUUGUGUACUAGGAAAAGUGCACCAGCAUCUUCUUGUUACUGAGACCAUUUCCCAGCAUGGGCACUCACAAAAAGCACACAGCAGACAAACCAUUGACAUACUCUCAUUAGCACCUGACAUCCUGCUCCCACCAUACAAGACCCAUUUCCCGUUGUUUCAGAGAUUCAGAAACUUUGUACAAACUAUCCACGGCAAGAUAAAAAUAAACAAGCCUUUAUUUUAUUAAUAAUUUAGUUCCUGUUGUGCCCAAUAAAAUUAAAAAAAAAAAAAUCAAACCCUUAGGAACAAACUACAAGAAAAACUAGCAAGUUUUUGGAGUGAACUUAACAUAAACAUUGUCUCUUGUUUUUGAAGAGGGUUUUAGUUUCUGUUGUUCUCAAGUUUUCUGAUUUGCCCCUUUCAUUAUUUAGAUAUUUAUUUGUUUGGAGGAGUGCCCUGUAAGGGGGUUCUUACUCAACUCUGGGCAGGUGCAUUUGUGCACUUAUACCUGGGAUGGAUGGAAAGGGAGCAGGCUCACUCGUCACUGGGUGGGUUACGGGACAGUCACUUGGACUCACCCUGUUCUGUUCCCAGGCGGCCAUGCAGACAGUCUUCAGAUUCUUCCUGUCUUUGUCACCUCUGCUCUAAGCAGAUCCUGUAUUAAGGGCAUGCCUUUGCUUAGGCUGAUUGGGAAUACAGUUCAGUACAGAAUAAAGAUUUUUUAAAUGCAGAAAGGUGGUCAAUGCAUUGUAUGAUCAGUCUCUGUGUAGUCUGAGAGUUUUUGCAUGUUGGUUAGUUGUAGUCAUUAUUUAAAGUUAAAACCAUACUUUUGAAAAAAAUUUUAUGGAGAGUAUUAAUUGACCACUUCGGGCAUAUUUGAGUACUGGGUACACAUUUCUGACCUCCUCAGGCAUACAACACGUGUCCUGAUAAGUACUUAGACUGAUGUGGCAAGCAGUUCCAAGUAGCAAAUACACACAUUUCCCCCUUUCCUCCCCUUUAAUGAAAAGGCUGUGAAACCUUUAAAAUCUUGUUUUUCUGAUGAGAUGGUAUUGAAGUGUACACAACUUUUAAGUUUGCUGGAAUACUAAAAAGAAAAAAAUACCUAUGAGCUGUUAUUGUCUUUAGUUCUCUUUCUUGUGAACACUUGGUAAAAAGGUGUUCCCAGGAUGAAAGAUCAUUUAUGCUGCAUGCUAGAAACAGAAAGUAAUUUUCACAGAGGUAACUCCAUAUAAAUGAAUUGUGGUAACAAUACUGGUAAAUGUUACUGUUCCAGUAGUUAAUGUUUUUCUACAAAUUGACGAUUUUCAUUUUGGUCAGUGAAUGAUAACCGAGUCAAUAGAAGGCUGUCAUUCUAAGUACUUAGCAGUCAUAGCAUCUAGAAUAGCUGAUCUCCAUGUGUAGAGUUGAUUUUUUUUCAGGAGGCAGAGAUCCAGUUAAGCAAAACCUUCCUCCCAAAUAAGCCACAAAGACCUGAGAGGGAAAAACUGGUCUCUGAGUGCAUCUGUGUUGUACCCAAACCUGGCGGUACAGUCAGGCUCAGGGCUGAGCCUUGUUCUGCAUAUUGUGUUUCUUGAGUUUCCCCCAGGUCCCUCUGUGUUUGUUUGUUUAUUUAUUUAUUUAGUUUAUUUAUUUAUUUAUGAUCAGUACCCAUUCUUCCCUGUGGUAAAAAAUUAAAGAUGGCUCUAUUUCUUGGACUCCUAAGACAGGAAUGGGACUUUCAUUCUCUAGCAGACUGCUGGCUGUGAAAAGGCCAACAACACCUUUGGGAAAUCAGUGCUAUGUUAAGCUCUUGAACCAAACCAACAGCCAUAAUUAUUGUCCCAAGAAAAUGUAAUGCUGUCCUUUGUCAAAGAUUAUACAUGGCUGAGUGGCAGGUGUAGGUAUCUUUAGAUAGACUGGACAGUAAUACUUUUAUAACUAUGUGGACUUUAUGGUUCUUUUUCUAGGGUGAAACCAGUACUUUGUUUUUAUCCUGAUGUUGUCAUUCUUUGGAGUCAGUUUAUAUAUAAUCCUUCUAAAGGACUGUUUGAGCAACCACGAUAUAAUUAAACAAAACCUAGGCACACCAUGGAUUCAGAUCUGACUUUGUCUCAUAGGUUUACUAUGCUAGACAUAGCAAAUGUUAAGUAAAAUACUGCUGUGUAGAUGGUCGGGGCCUCGUUUUCAGUCACUGACAAGAUCUGUGUUUGUGACGGUGGCAUUCUCCAUGUGAAUUUAUUUAUAGGGCAGUUAAGGUAGAGUACCCUCCUGAAAGAAGGCAGCCAGGCCAGGCAGGCUUCUACUGUAGUACUUCAUGUUCCCUUGAACCUUGGAAUUAAUUCUGAGAUUUAAAAGCAUUGAAAGCUACUUUAGAAGGUAAGUAGAAGUUUUCAGUCUGUGGUCACUUUAUAAAUAUUAGCUUAGGUUAUCCCCCUCCCCUCUCCCCCAACCAAAAAGAGUUCACAUCCUACAUUUGGGCAUAUUAAAAUCAAAAUUCUAAAAAUUAACCAGUUUCUGGAAUUGACUUCACUCCAAAGCACUGCCUCAUUUUCAGGAUAUCCUGUCUUAUUUGGACUUCUGUGAGAUCAGACACUGUCACCACAAGAGUUGGAAACUGACUGACAGUGUGAUGACAUCUCAAGAGCUAGCUUUUACAUAGGUGAGAUGUACUUAAAUGUCAGAACUUAAAAGAAAUUUUAAUUACUUUUUAUUGAAAACUGCACUGAAUGCUAAAAUGUCCACCUUUACAAUAAACAAAUACAGUAACGAUAACUCACACUAAAACAAAACAUACUUCUGAUAGCCAUUAUUUUUCUGUUUGGGACAGUUUAAAGUUUUUUUUUUUUUUUUUUUUUUUUUUUUUUUU